Fragaria vesca subsp. vesca is the source of this 1278-nucleotide messenger RNA. RefSeq lists its product as uncharacterized. The transcript is spliced from 8 exons. Lineage: Eukaryota; Viridiplantae; Streptophyta; Magnoliopsida; Rosales; Rosaceae. Gene Ontology annotation, molecular function: catalytic activity. The record is from RefSeq and is a predicted model, not a curated record. Bases 199 to 1278 code for a protein of 359 amino acids.
AUCUCCUUCCUCCCUCCGUAUCUUUCUGCACACAAUUGUACCCUUCUUCUCUCUCUAUCUCUCUAUCUCUUGGUCAUUUCAAUUUUCGAGCUCAAUGGCCGACACAGCACUCCACCUCCAACUCCCCUAAUCCUUAUAAUCUCUCCAAUCAACCCACAAAUCAAACCACCCAAAAACGCCCACCACCUGUUCGACGAAAUGACCACUACUCCUCUCAGGCUCUUACUCACCAACGGCGUCGUUUCCGACCCUUCCACCACUCCUCCUGUCACCACCUUCCUCGAGACCCACCCAGGGGCUUACACCACGUCUCGCACUCACAACAACGCCUCAUUGGUGUUGUUCUGGGAGAGGCACUUGAAACGGCUCACGGACUCCGUCAGGAUUCUAUACAAUGCCAAUCCUCAGCUUCUUUUCGGACCCAACAAGACUUUGGUUCCAUUACCAUCACUGGCGGCUGAUUCUCUUUUGCUUCGGUCAAGGGUUGGUGAUCUUGUUAAUGAUUCGAUGAACAAAGUGCUGCCGGUUGCUUUGGAGGGGAGGAGUGACGGGGAGGAGCUGUCGAUUACUACUUUGGUGAGUGGCAAUUUGGGGAGAUUGGGUGAGAGUGGGGACUUGGAGCUUGACAGAAAUGGUGAGGCUCUUGAUGUGAGCAUUUACGUUGGGAUUUAUGUGCCGCCUGUGUUUGGUGUCAGUAGAAACGGUGCGCAGUUGGCUGUGGUGGGUCGUGGGAGAGAUGUCGCUGCUGCUAAGUACUCAGAUUGGGUAAGGAUAAGGAAGCCUUUGGAGAGGUUGAGGCCACCCUCAGGGACCGAGCUCUUGUUGUCCAACGAUGGUGAUAGGAUUCUUGAAGGCAGCGUGUCAAACUUCUUUGUGGUCUGCCGAAAGGAAGACAAUGAAGCUAAGGAGCAAACUAUUGACUGUUUUGAAGUACAGACAGCUCCUAUUAGUGAUGGUGUCCUACCAGGAAUUAUACGCCAACUAGUCAUUGAAGUAUGCUUGAGCAAGGGAAUCCCUUUUCGAGAAGUUGCACCACUGUGGUCAGAGCAUGAAUUUUGGGAAGAGGCAUUCAUUACAAGUAGCUUAAGACUUAUGCAGCAUGCGGAGACUGUUCGUGCUCCAAGUUCAUGGGAAUCACUGCAUGGCAACUCUUGGAAGGAUAUAUCAUGGAAGGAGAAGCAGUUUAAGAAGGGUCCUGGGAUGAUUACUACAAUAAUUCAGAAGGAGAUAAUGGAAAAGGCAGUUUCAGAAGGAUACUCUUUGAGUUGCUUUGCAUAG